AAUGAAGUUCGCGUUCUACAGCUGGUGAUGGCGGAUGUUGAUGAAAAAGACAGCAUGAAAAAUUACCACUUAGCGUCUGAGAAAAUUAACCAGGAGGCCAGUCGCUAUCCUUAUUGCAUAGUCUGGACACCUAUCCCCGUGCUAUCAUGGCUGCUUCCAUUCAUCGGCCACAUGGGGAUCUGCACUUCCACCGGAGUGAUCCGGGACUUUGCUGGGCCUUACUUUGUUUCCGAAGACAACAUGGCCUUUGGAAGACCAACAAAGUACUGGAUGCUUGAUGUGAGCAAAGUCUACGCUAGUGGCUCAAACGCCUGGGACACUGCAGUACACGAUGCUUCCGAGGAGUAUAAGCACAGGAUGCACAACCUAUGCUGCGACAACUGUCACUCACAUGUUGCCAUGGCUCUGAAUCUGAUGCGAUAUGAAAACAGCACCUCCUGGAACAUGGUCAACCUCUGCCUCCUCGUUCUCAUCCAUGGAAAACAUGUCAGCUGUGCAGGCUUUCUGAAGACCUGGCUGCCAUUCCUGAUGCUGAUGGGUGCCAUCCUUACGGUGGCCCUGGCCUUCAACCUGCGGUGACCCGGGAUCCACAGCGGAAACCCCCCCCCCCCCUGCUGGUCAGAUGUGGCGCUGAUCUUUAGAACAACAAGAAGAGGGGGCAUCACACGGUGUCAAGGGAAAGUAACGAAGGAGAUAAAGACUUCUCACCUCCGAGAGAAGCUUGUUGGACGGGAAAUGGCGAGCACACGCUUAGACAGCCUAUCGCCGGCUUUACUGCAGUGCUGAAGUUGGAAUAUACUCUAAUGGAAAUGCAUUUAUAUUCAUCUACUUUGAGAGAAGGAACUGAACCCCACCCACCACUUCCAGGACCACACAAACAUUCAGCGGAUUACUGAACAUCUGACAGCAAGUUUAAUCCAUCACCAAAGUCUAAAAGUUGUGUAGAUAAGUUAACGGUUAAGGAGAGGUUCCUGCAUUGUUGAAUUCUCCGAGAGGAAACACAUCCAUGCCUUGCUUUCAGAUUUUGAUGAUUGUAUUUUGUAACGGACUGCGAGCGUAAUCCCAUGAUUCAGUGCUUCCAGGGCGCCAUUUUUAUACUGGGAAGCACAAACAUGUUAAGUCAAUUAGCGGCCUUUCUAGAGAAUUUACUGCAUUUCAUGCUUGAUCUAAUGUAGCUCUUCCACAUUACUACAACUAAUAACCUAAAUACACAAGAGCAGGUUGUAUUUUUAAGCAUUUUCUUACUUGUAUUCAAUGUACUCUUUAGAAUACCAAACAGUCUUCAUCUUCUUAAAGAAAUAUUUUCUCAGAGCUAUUUCAUACAUGCAUUACAACCAUCACCUCACGGUACUAUAACUGCAGGUCAUCUGUGCAGCAACUGUAGCAACCUCAGUGUAUGUGACUGUGGUAAAUAUCUAGAGAAACCAAGGGAAUAGUCGAGAUGCUCCCGGUUUUCCGCACAUGUGCCAAAUGUCGGGGGAUGUGUGACCAACCCAAACUGAGUCCUGUAGUGGCACGGCUCAUCUGUGACUCUGUAGCUGAUGAGUGAAGCGCCUGUUGGUGUGAGAGUUUUUGAAACCUGCUGUGAUAGUUUUGUUUUCCCCUUCCUGCUUUUGACUUUUAUGUGGAGAGUCUGUUCCCGAAGAUUACCUCUCUCACACAUCUCUUCCAUUUCCAGUUCGACAGUCGUCUUUCGCUCCUUUUAACAACCUGAAAUCCGCGCGAUGGUUGGCACUCAAAACCCGUUGCCAUGGCUGUCGUGAGCAGAUUCAAAUCCCCUCAUUGUUUGCAAUCAAACAGGAGUAGAAAAAAAAGAGCUGAGCCCUCUCUUUUGUCCGCGGUGCUGCCAGAAGCAGCAGGUAGCCAGGAUCCUCAGGUUUUUUCACGCUCGCCGGCUGAUCAUCCCCCCCCCCAGCGGCUGACCAGCUUCACUCCUGCAGUUUUCCACCUCUCCAUAUCAGAAUCUAAGGUCAUAGUGAAACGUCAGCUUUAAUACAAAGCGACCAUCAUCCUGCGUAAUCCAAAGUAGAUGUCAUUUACAUGUGGACUUCUAAACGAAGUCCGUUUCAUGCAGUGAGGGUUUGACUCUAGGGCUAACUCAGUGCCACUUUUCUACACUCGGUUUUCCUCGUUGGGCUCCGGAUGGAAGCAGCUUUUCUGUGGCCUCUUCUUGUGCGUAACCCGCCCAUGUUGCCUGUAAAUAUUUGAACACAUAUUAUACUCUACAUCAGGUGCUCUCUAUAUACUUUGCAAACUUGAUCACUCACCCUACAGAUUCCUCCUCUGAAUAAUUUACACUGUAAUUAUUGUUGUCUUUACUCCACUUUCUCAUGUCUGCUUGGCGGUGAAGCAGAUCAGUGCCUGUGUGUGUGUGCUUGUGUGCGUGCGUGCGUGUGUGUGUGUGGCAAUGUGAGAGAGCAUGCACUUGCUUGCCAGCAUGUGUGUAAUGCAUGCACACAAGGAUAUGAGUGAAACUGUCUGAUAGAGGUCAGAGUCGACUCUUGAUUAAUCAUCGGCUGCAUUGUUUCAAAGCAGCAAACUGCCUUGUGGGUGAUUUCUAUAUUUCUAUUACUCCAUAUCCUUCUCUUAAUCUCUAUCAAGUGUCGUGUGAUUUUAGUGAGAUUAAAUAAUGUAUUAGAGUGUAACAAGUUCACUUAAGCUGAUGUUGAUUUGAUGUUCUGUGUGUACUAUAGCUACAGACUCAGUAGAUUAGAGCUGCAGUCUUUUUCUCAAAACAUUAAAAUAAGGAAAGAAAUUA
Mugil cephalus (flathead mullet) is the source of this 2758-nucleotide messenger RNA. It is a transcript of the gene tmem222b, whose product is annotated as transmembrane protein 222b. The record is from RefSeq and is a predicted model, not a curated record. NCBI's taxonomy places the organism in Eukaryota, Metazoa, Chordata, Actinopteri, Mugiliformes, Mugilidae. The coding region runs from base 28 to 579 and encodes 183 amino acids. The transcript is spliced from 6 exons.